CAAGAAACGGAAUAAUGGCGUUCUUGUGAAUAAUUCGCAGUACGAGAAGUAAAAGAAAUUGUGAGAAGUGUAACUAAGAGCUGUUUUAAUUCUGGCUGUUAACAGUUUCGUCAGUAACCAAGCAAGGACAUGGAAAAUUCUGUUAACCCAUUGAAAAACAGGGUCGCUUCAUAUUGUACACUACCUUCCAUAAAUGGAUUACGGCAAUUAGAGUGUGUAUCUGGAUGCAUGACGGGUAGGGCUUAGGCAAACUGUUAAAUCCGGACUUGGAAAUCGCUUUACAGUUCUGCUCGCACUUGGUCUGCGGAUAUAUGGGCCUACGUGGCGACAACUAUCAGGCAUACAGCUUGAAUGAAAAUUUGGACAUCUAUAAACAUCAGUUUUCCGAAAUAACAGCCUUCAAGCGAAAAUAUCCACAUCUAAAGGUGCUACUCAGCGUGGGCGGCGAUCGUGACAUCGAUGCGGAACAUCCAAACAAGUACAUUGAGCUACUCGAAGGGGAGAAGGUGCGACAGACGGGAUUUAUCCAAUCGGCGUACUCGUUGGUUAAGAACUACGGAUUUGAUGGCUUGGAUCUGGCAUAUCAGUUCCCUAGAAACAAGCCCAGAAAGGUGCACGGUGAGCUGGGCACAGUCUGGAAGAGUUUCAAGAAGCUGUUCACUGGCGACUUUAUAGUUGACAACAAUGCGGCUCUGCACAAGGAACAGUUUACAGCGUUUGUUCGAGAUGUGAAGGAUUCGCUACGUGCUGAUGGAUUUUUACUCAGUUUGACUGUGCUCCCGAAUGUUAACUCCACCUGGUAUUUUGACAUACCAGCGCUGAACGGGCUCGUUGACUUUGUCAACUUAGCCGCCUUUGACUUUCUAACGCCGGAACGCAAUCCCGAAGAGGCCGAUUAUACGGCUCCACUGUACGAAUUGGCAACCCAAAACCGUCUGCCGCACUACAAUGUUGAUUUUCAGGUGCAAUAUUGGCUUCAGCAAGGAUUUCCAGCCAGCAAGCUGAAUUUGGGAGUAGCCAGCUAUGGAAACGCAUGGAAACUGUCUGCUGAAUCAGGCCUUGAAGGGACACCCGUUGUCCCUAACACCGAAGGGCCUGCUCCAGAAGGUCUGCAAUCUCAAAAGGCUGGUCUGCUAAGCUAUCCAGAGAUCUGCGCCAAGCUGUCCAAUCCGCAAAAUCAAUAUCUCAAGGGAAAUGACGCGCCAUUGAGGCGCGUGAGCGAUCCUUCUAAGCGUUACGGAAACUACGCAUAUCGUGCGGUCGAUGGGGCCACAACUGAGGGUAUUUGGAUUAGCUAUGAUGAUCCCGAUGCCGCCUCGAACAAGGCAGCCUAUGUACGUGCCAAGAAUCUGGGCGGUGUGGCUUUGUUCGACCUGGGCUACGACGAUUUCCGUGGACAGUGCACUAGUGACAAAUAUCCAAUCCUGCGUUCCAUUAAAUAUCGACUUUAAAUUUAAUUGUGCCCAUAUAAAGCUCAUAUAAAUAAACUGAAGAUGAAAUUUCUUAGCUUAUCAGUUUACUUCCAGUUUGAAAAUGGAUGUGUUAGACUAAGCAAAUUAAUAUUUGUAGAUUUUAAAGCGCUUAAUAAAAUAUAGCUA
Messenger RNA from Drosophila novamexicana, 1598 nucleotides. RefSeq names its product chitinase-like protein Idgf2 (gene Idgf2). Gene Ontology annotation, biological process: carbohydrate metabolic process; chitin catabolic process. Gene Ontology annotation, molecular function: chitin binding. The record is from RefSeq and is a predicted model, not a curated record. Lineage: Eukaryota; Metazoa; Arthropoda; Insecta; Diptera; Drosophilidae. Bases 312 to 1451 code for a protein of 379 amino acids. The transcript has 4 exons. Gene Ontology annotation, cellular component: extracellular region.